AUUUAGUAUUCCUGACGUUCACUUCGAAGUCAACGGAAACCAAAUAAUAUUUCCUCAGUGCAGUGACAGGGAGUGCAGUCGAGGGAUGUAGUAGAGAAAUAAAAGUGUAAAUUAUUUGGUUUUAUUAUUAUAAUUAUUAUUGGUGUUAAGUGUGCAUGUGCAGUCGAUUGUUGUUAGAAUGUUAUAAACACAAGAAACUUAAAAAAUGGCACACAAUCUUAAAAUAACCGUGGUCGGAGAUGGUAUUGUUGGUAAAACAUGUAUGCUGGUCGUUUAUACCACUGGCAAAUUUCCCGAAGAGUACAUCCCGACAAUAUUCGAGCACACCGGAUGCGAUAUUGAAGUAGACAACAGCACCUAUCACGCUACCCUGUGGGACACCGCGGGACAAGAAGAUUACGAAAGACUAAGGCCUUUAAGUUAUCCAAAUACGAACUGUUUUUUAAUUUGUUUUUCCGUCGACCAGUCGCAGGCGUCUUAUGAGAACGUUCACUUAAAAUGGGCCCCGGAAGUAAAACACCACCUGCCAAAUGCCAAAGUAUUAUUAGUAGCUACUAAAACAGACUUAAGAAGAGAUCCAGCCAAAAACUGUUACAGCACGGAAGACGGCAAACGACUAAAGAAAAAAAUAAAAGCGGUAAAGUACAUGGAGUGCUCCGCGAUGGAUCAAGUAGGUUUAAAGGAAAUUUUCGAGGAAGCUGUCAGGAUAUCGAUGUCCCAAAACGGAAACGGCAAGAAGAAAGCACCAAAUAAUUGUGUGCUACUGUAAUACGUAUUAGAUAGGUACCU
Molecule: messenger RNA, 789 nt
Organism: Brassicogethes aeneus
Lineage: Eukaryota; Metazoa; Arthropoda; Insecta; Coleoptera; Nitidulidae
Source: the annotation of a GenBank genome assembly